Seriola aureovittata is the source of this 7815-nucleotide messenger RNA. RefSeq names its product protein tyrosine phosphatase receptor type A (gene ptpra). NCBI's taxonomy places the organism in Eukaryota, Metazoa, Chordata, Actinopteri, Carangiformes, Carangidae. The record is from RefSeq and is a predicted model, not a curated record. The coding region runs from base 1379 to 3910 and encodes 843 amino acids. Gene Ontology annotation, molecular function: protein tyrosine phosphatase activity. Gene Ontology annotation, biological process: protein dephosphorylation. The transcript is spliced from 23 exons.
UUGUUAAAAAAAGAAAUAUUUCAUUGAUCAGUUAUCAGAAUUGUUACCAGUUGAUUUUCUGCUGAUCAAAAGAUCCGUGUCUCAGCUGUAACAUAUUCCUGCCAACUUAUCACUGUUCAGAAGGAGCAAGAUUUAACAUCUGAUUACUUUUAAUACAAAAGAAAAAGUAGUACCACUGACAAUACUGUUGAAAUGAUCAUCUUUGUUAACUGACAUAAGCUAUUUCUUUUACUUUCCUGAACUGUUUACUCUCAAGUUUUUUUUUAUUCAAGCUGUUUUCUUUAGUUAAUCAUUUGCUCUCUUAAAAAUAAACUGCAUCACGCUAAUAUUAAUAGGACACAUUGUUACCAUGGACCAUAAACCUUCAAAAACGUAAACAUUUCACAUACUUUCAUCUAGUAGCAGAAGUAUUCAGAUCAUUUACUUAAGUAAAAGUAAAGUAAGUAACAGAUUCACAAUAUUAAAAUACAUCUGUACAAGUAAAUGACUUGCAAUCAAAAUUUUCAAAAGUAAAAGUAGGCUACUCAUGCAGUGCAGAGUUUGUUACAGCUACUGUUAAGUUAUUGUCUCAUUAUUAAUGAUGCAUUAACAUGUAAGUGGUAACUAAUGUUUCUGUUGCUUAAGGUGAAUCUAAUUUUAGCUGUGUCUAUACUGUUGAGGGAUUUAAAGUUAAUAAUGUAUCAUAUUUUAUAAACUGUUUAUUUAUUAUUAUCUCUUAAUCUGAGAAGUAACUAACCAACUAUAGCAUGUUGAAUAUGUGUCUGGAUAAAAAUAAAAUAGAAGUACCUACACAGAGGCAUAAAGCGGAAAUAUUCAAGUACAACUAUCUCGAAACAGUGGAACAGUGAAAGUGAAUGGGGGCCCCUUCGUGGACCCUUUGGAGGACCCCUGGCCUCAUAAAGGAAGCAUUACCAGCAGUAAGUCUUUGGCACAGUCCGGACUGUGUAAUACUCGGCUCUGCCAGCAGGUGUCGCUGCGGGCUAUGCAGAAACCUAGUGGAGAAGAGACGGGGCCUGGCCUGGGAAUUUGCUGCUCGCUUCCCAUUCUUCCUAUGCAGACAGACACACAACAUGGCGGACUAGAAUAGUCGACCGACGCGCCCGGAUACAGCGGAUAAACCGUGGGAUUUAAUCUCCAGGAAGGCGAAGAAAGUACCCUCCGAAGGGACGAUCGUGCUUCCCUCCUCUGCUAUCACCCAGGUCCCCCCACCCCGCUCACACUCUCGGUUCCUGGGGUGUGGAGACUGGGGCCGGGGUUGAAAAACGUGGAAGCGAAAGAGAGGAUAAAUUCCUGGUUGGCUUUGAUUUUUGUAUCCCUCCUCCGGGUUUUCUUCGGGUGCUACAGGAGUUGUGGGCCACGGCGUGCGAAUGAGUGAUUGAUGCCAACUUCCCUUCUUCAGGGCAGAAUGGGUGUGUGUCCCCUGCUCCUGCUGCUCAGUCUAGCCCUCGGGGCCUCCGCCCAGGAUCAUGCCCCCAUCACAAGUCCUCCAAAUAUCACUGCUAAACCCACAGACCCUCCCGCUGCACCCUCCCUCAACUUUACAGUCGCACCCACACCAGCCCUCCCAGGCCCACCCACAACGCUCGCCCCUGCAGUUAUCCCGGUGAUGACAACAACAACAACAACGACCACCACCACUACAAGCCCAGCUGGUGAUAAGGACGUACAAGCUGUGGGUUCCAAUGGCACCACAAAAGUUUUGCCAGUUCCUCCACCCCCACCUCAAGCUCCAACUGAUGCCCCUCAGGCACCACCGAGCACUGAGUCUCACCCUCCUCCCACCCCAGCAGGGGGAGACAACAGGACCACAGCCUCAACUCCAGACACCCCAACAACAGAGAGUUAUGCUGAUAAGGAUAUAUUCAGCUUAGAGACAGAGACCAGCACAGAACCCGGAAAGGAGUUCACCUCAGACUCCAUCCCACAUGACGAGCCCCCGUCUGAUGAAAUGCCAAUCAUAGCAGUGAUGGUGGCCCUGUCCUCCCUGCUGGUCAUCAUCUUCAUCAUCAUCAUCCUCUACAUGCUCAGGUUUAAGAAGUACAAGCAGGCAGGAAGCCAUUCAAACUCCUUUAGACUGACCAACGGCAGAUCGGAUGAUACAGAACUCCAGAGUGUCCCACUAUUGGCCCGUUCACCCAGCACAAACAGGAAGUACCCGCCCCUUCCUGUUGACAAGCUAGAGGAAGAAAUGAACCGUCGCAUGGCUGAUGACAACAAACUCUUCAGGGAGGAGUUUAAUGCGCUGCCAGUCUGCCCCAUACAGGCAUCAUGUGACGCUGCCUCCAAGGAGGAGAAUAAAGAAAAGAACAGAUAUGUCAACAUCCUGCCAUAUGAUCACUCCAGGGUGCAUCUCUCAUCUCUGGAGGGAGUCCCUGACUCUGACUUCAUCAACGCCUCCUUUAUAAAUGGUUACCAAGAGAAGAAUAAGUUUAUUGCAGCUCAAGGGCCAAAGGAGGAAACAGUAAAUGACUUCUGGCGAAUGAUCUGGGAGCAGAACACAGCUACCAUUGUCAUGGUGACCAAUCUGAAGGAGAGAAAAGAGUGUAAGUGUGCGCAGUACUGGCCGGACCAGGGCUGCUGGACAUACGGGAACAUCCGAGUAUCUGUAGAAGACACAAUGGUUCUGGUGGACUACACCAUCCGCAAGUUUUGCAUCCAGCAGGUGGGAGAUGUGUCUGGGAAGAAGCCUCAGAGGCUCGUCACCCAGUUCCACUUCACCAGCUGGCCAGAUUUUGGGGUGCCCUUUACCCCUAUUGGCAUGUUGAAGUUCCUCAAGAAAGUCAAGACCUGCAACCCCCAGUAUGCCGGGCCCAUUGUGGUCCAUUGUAGUGCGGGUGUGGGGAGGACAGGUACAUUCAUUGUGAUCGAUGCCAUGUUGGACAUGAUGAUCGCUGAGAGGAAGGUGGAUGUGUUUGGCUUCGUCACCAGGAUCAGAGCCCAGCGCUGUCAGAUGGUCCAGACUGAUAUGCAGUAUGUGUUCAUCUUCCAGGCGUUGUUAGAGCACUACCUUUACGGAGACACAGAGCUAGAGGUGACCUCUCUGGAGUCCCACCUGGCCAAACUCUACACCCCCUCACCUGGAGCUGGCUGCAGUGGCCUGGAGGCUGAAUUCAAGAAAUUGACAUCCAUCAAGAUCCAGAAUGACAAGAUGAGAACAGGCAACCUGCCCGCCAACAUGAAGAAGAACAGAGUCCUACAGAUCAUUCCAUAUGAGUUCAACAGAGUGAUCAUUCCCGUCAAACGAGGAGAGGAGAACACUGACUACGUCAAUGCCUCUUUCAUUGAUGGCUACCGCCAGAAGGACUCGUACAUGGCGAGCCAGGGCCCCCUGCAGCACACCAUAGAGGACUUCUGGAGGAUGAUCUGGGAGUGGAGAAGCUGCUCCAUAGUCAUGCUCACUGAGCUGGAGGAGAGAGGCCAGGAAAAGUGUGCUCAGUAUUGGCCCAGUGAUGGAGUGGUGGUCUACGGGGACAUCUCCAUCGAGAUUAAAAGGGAGGAGGAGAGUGAGAGCUACACAGUGCGUGACCUCCUGGUCACCAACAACAGGGAGAACAAGGCUCGAGCGGUGCGUCAGUUCCAUUUCCACGGCUGGCCAGAGGUGGGUAUCCCCACUGAUGGGAAAGGCAUGAUCAAUAUAAUCGCUGCGGUGCAGAAACAACAGCAGCAGUCUGGCAACCACCCCAUCACUGUACACUGCAGUGCUGGCGCUGGCCGGACAGGGACUUUCUGUGCGUUGAGUACAGUGCUGGAAAGGGUGAAGGCAGAGGGCAUCCUGGAUGUCUUCCAGACUGUCAAGAGCCUCAGACUGCAGAGACCCCACAUGGUGCAGACACUGGAACAGUACGAGUUCUGCUACAAAGUGGUCCAGGAGUAUAUCGAUGCCUUUUCUGACUACGCCAACUUCAAGUAGGGACCCGCCAUGGAUGGAUUGAUAGGUGGAUGUCAGCAUACACUUGAUACAAGCACGCACCAGAUCCUACACACACAUACAUUACCAUGCAGAAACUUGCAUAUUCCCAUCUGGUGGAUUAAGAAAAUAAAUAAAAAGGACUCAUCACAACUUGAUCUGUGGAUGGGAUGAACUGCCCGAAAGGAAAAGGGAACAGACAUCUCGGCCCGGAGGACAGGGCAGUGCAGUCGGACAGAGAAAAUAACGGAGAUGCCUUCUUGAAUAUUUUGUAAUAUUGGUCUUGUUAAUACAGCCCUUCAACCCUAUUUCCUUCUCAUCUCUCCCCCAUAUGUAUAUAUACUUACUGUGUUGCAUCUUAUUACUUUGGUUUCAGACACAGUUUUGAGUUUGGCUGCAUUUUCGGGUGGCACCUGUAAUGUAUUUUAUUGGUAUAUAUAUAAAUAUAUAAAUAUAUAUGAAUAUGAAUCUAAUGCUUUUGAGGCUAAUGUUAAAAAAAAUCCAGAGUCAAGGUAAUGAUGUUUGGAUUUUUUUUUUUUUUUUUUUUUUAACUCUAUAGGGACAGAGGCAGAGACUAAGGACAUUUUUGGCCUUGCCUGAGCCAAGCUGUAGCGAUGUGUGCGGUAGCAGAAUCCAGGAGUUUCUACAUUUACAGACAAAACCUGGAUUGUUUUCACUCCCAGACAUUAAUACACAUAUAUACACACACACACACACACACACACACACACACACACACACACACACACACACACAGUCAGAGCCAUUUUUCUCACACAGAAUUGGGUGCAUCAACUUGGAAAAAACUUUUUUCAAUCCAUGUACAAGUGAUAACAAUUGGAGAUCAGAAUCUCUGUGACGUAGCUCAAAGUCUCAGGUUGACACACAUGCACAUACACAUGAACACACACACUUCAAACCAGGAGCAUUCAUUCUUUUUGAGCGUCUGUAUGUGUUUGUUUGAGUUGGAGCAUAAGCUGGCAGAGAGGACACGGUGUAUUUUCACAUUACUGUCCUCUAUCCACUGAGUGCCAAAGUCCUUCACUCACUUUGUUUUGCAGCUCUGGAGUCUGAGGGACUCUACCAACCAUGUUCGGCCAUUCAGUACAAGAAAGCUAUUUUACUGUCCAAGGAUCACCAACCAACACAUUCCUGGACUAUAACAGGAAUUUGGGAAAGUAGAAAAUCUAGAUUAUUUUCUGCCCCGUACAGUAAAGAAAUAUAAGGGGUUGGGAGAAUUGGUCAACCUUUGAAAUGAUUUAGAUUUGACUUUAAGCUCAGUUACAGUAUCGGCAGCAAUUUUGAUCAUGUUGAAAAGCCAAAUCUCAAAACAACAAUCACAAGUAAUGCCAUUAUUGCAUCAUACAAAUCAACAAAUGUUAUAUACCCAGCAUAUUUCUUUUUCUUGUUUACAGACGCACGUCAGUAUUUCUUGUAGACUGUUUUGAUACAUUUCUUUUCUGGCUUCCUUUGAGUCUGUCUGAAUUAACUGUCAUUUCUUUUUUUUUUUUCUUUUUUUUGUCAGCCUCACAUCACGGCGCUGUACUGUCACUGUUUUAAAGAAUGAUUUGCUUCCGUUUCCCAUCGUGAACACUGAUGCCGAAGAAUGUUUCCUUUUAUUCAAAUGCUGUUGCUAACAUAUUCCUCAAGGAUGGAUGCAUUGUUACUUUUAAUAGUGGAGGUGUGCCAUGCGAUGUUUGCAAUGAUUUCUUUUUUUUUUUUUUUUUUUAAACAGCUGUCUUGUGAGGACACUCAGGCUUGAACUACAGUGUUUUUGUUAAGAUGAGGUCACAAUUGAGGCCAUGCCCUUUAUGAUUGUAAUGAAAGAUGAAUGAUGUCAGUUAAACGCGGGGCUUCAGGUCAGUCCUAAUUUCAACUCGGUCAGCUCAGGAAAUGACUGAUGCCAGGAUUGUUUAAAUUUAUAAAUUGAACAAAUUGAGCUUGAGUUCACCUCCAAAGCUGACCCACGGUCAAGUGGUUUUAACUCACACCGGAGGGGUAUUCAGAUAUCAGAUACCCAGAUUUUAAUGCCAUGAUAUUAAAAAAUAUAUUUCUUUUAGGAGUUUUAAAGCUAUUUCAGUCUUUUUUUUUUUUUGUAAUGUGGGUUUUAACUGAGCAAAACUCAUACAUACUUGUACAUGAUUUACAUCACACUCACACACAAACAGACUAAAUUACACUAACACUCCUGUUUCUUUAAUUAAAGGAAGGAGCACAAUCAAAUUUUGAUUUAUUGAUAACGGACGUCAUUAAAAGUACACGCUGAAUUUUUAGGCAGCGAGGUUGCGUCAAUGCGGAUCAUUUGAACACUCAUGCACUAUUUGCACCAAAAGCAAAGCCCUUAAAUGUACAGAACCAAAUGAGAGAUAAGGUCAGAAAGAUGAUUUGGCCUUGAUAUUGGAAUAUGGGAACUAUAUUUGAACUCUUGAAGCUCUUUCAGGUCUCAAAGCCCCCGGUUAAGCCUUCUGUAAGGCCCCGCAGGGACAGUAGCAGAUAUUACAAUUGACCAGUCACUGAAAUUUUUGUCUGUUUGUGCAUCAUCAUCUUCAUUUCAGGUCUUGUUUCAUUCCAAAGCAUCACAAGUGCCCGCACUAUUAGUUAGGUGCCAUUUUGUUCAUCAUUUAUUUAGUUUGUCACUUACUGGAUCUUGAAUUAGUGGAGCAAGGGUUUCUGUUUUGUUCGGCUGUUCUAUCUGUGCUUAAAUUACAUGGGUUUAUUGUGUGUGUUUGGAUCACGUGAUAACUGUCUUUCUGCAGUUUGACAACAAAACAUUACACUGUGCCAACCUUUGAGACCCACUAUUGUGCGAUUACAGUGAACUAAAAAAAAAAAAAGAGAAAAAGAAAAAAAAAGUGCCUCACUAACAGGUUUUCAAAAGAAAUGAAUUUUCUCAACUUUACCUACAAUAUGUGGUGGAGCCAUCACCGUGCUCAAGGCUGUCCUUUGGAUUUUCCCAACUUGCAUGUACUUCCCAACCCUCACCUGCAGACCAGUGACAAACCUCUUUGAGGAAUCAAUAGGGCCAAAACAAGACUGGGUCAGUCGUCCUUCCUCUCACAUUCCCUGAAGUCGUAUAUACCUAAAUUCCUUGAUAUUACAGAUUGAGGUCACUUAUUAAUUAAUUUCCAUCUUGAUUUAAUGGCUUCAUCUCAUUCCAUAUCAGUUGAACGCGGGAUCCAUGACAAAUAAUCAAUUGUGGGUACCCGAAUGUUGAACAAAAAUUCAUAAAGUUUUUCCCACAACAAAAACAGUUGCAUUGUUUAUGCAUUAUCAUUGAGGGACACCAGUGUUCCCUGUUUCACAUCUCUUUUAUUCUUGGAGCUUUGCCCCAGUGGAGCAUUUUGAAUGCCCUGGAGAAUUAAUAUGUCUCCAUUUGUAGAGAGGGAGACCACGGAAGAACUCCCUUCUUCUCUCCACCUUUAUAUGUCCUCUAUGUCUCCUAUCCAGCUCCACUCACUGCUGUCCUCUUAUCGCUUCCUUUCCCUCUUUCACUUUGUCCUUGAACCAUUCUUUCCCAGUGGUCACUGCCCACUCCCUUUUGUACAUAAUGUAAGGUUAUUUAUAUUUCAUUCCUGUCUGCUGCCUUGCUUAUUUUAUUUUCUUCCCCCUUCUUUCUUUUUUUUUUUUCUUUUUUUUUUAAAAAAAAAGAUGUAUAUUGAACUGUAUUGGGACCAUUUUGAAAUGUAUUAGAGAUGUUUUGUUUUGGCCAUCUUUAAUUUGGUAUAAUUGUCUUAAGCAAAUCCUAUUUUUUAAUUUGCCAAUGUUUGUUUCUAGCGUUUUGUUAUUCAACAUUUGAAUAUAUGUAUAUAUAAUUAUAUAUAUGAUAAAAUUAUAUAUAAUUAUAUAAUGCCAAAUGGCCUUUCUAAGCAAGAUACUGUUCAAACCUAAUAAAGUGCUUGAGAUUUUAA